AUUUAUACAAUGAAAGUUUCACUAUGAGUGAGUACAUUAAUUUCAGUACCAUGUUAAACGUAAGUAAUUUAGCAAAGUAGCAAAGGUAGUUCUAUUACAUUAAUAUUAGUAGUACCACAUUAAGCCACUAUACGGCAGCAAACUAAACCCGCUCCGGUUUAACGCAAAACCAACGAAGAAGCACUUCCUCCCAAGCUGUUUCCAUGGCAAUCAGACAUGGCGGUUGGGAGCCAACUCAUCCGUUCGUCCACUCCCCUGCAGGUCCUCUUCUACCUGAACAGCUGGUACUUUGCUGCCUUCUACCUGGCAGAGGUCCUGAUGUUCAUUUAUAAAGGAAACUCACUUCCCUACCCGUCGGAUAACCUGGUUCUGGAUGUGGUUCUGCUGGUGCUCUUCCUCGGCCUGGAGAUGCUCAGGAUCUUCUACGGGUGGAAGGGGAACCUGUGCGAGAGCUCUCUGGCCUCGUGCGCGGCACUCCUGGUCCUGCUGCCCUGCGCCGCGCUGGCCGUCUACUUCCUGCUGCUGCAGACAUACGUCCUGCGGCUGGAGUUCAUCCUCGGCGCCGUGCUGCUCUGCUUCUACGGCCGGGAGCUGCUGCUCGGACUGCUCUCCAUAUACACCUUCUCCAGGUUUUCAUUUUCUCCUUGAAGGUCUAAAGUGUACUGAAGAACGAAGGAGUCAAAGCAUAGUUAUCCAUUAAAAUGUAAAUUGUUGCUGUUUGUACCAAGAAUUUCAUAAUAAAGUUAAAAAAAUAAUGUUUUGUUCUUAAA
Molecule: messenger RNA, 770 nt
Organism: Gasterosteus aculeatus aculeatus (three-spined stickleback)
Lineage: Eukaryota; Metazoa; Chordata; Actinopteri; Perciformes; Gasterosteidae
Gene: tmem216
Product: transmembrane protein 216
Biological process (GO): non-motile cilium assembly
Cellular component (GO): ciliary transition zone
Source: RefSeq, a predicted model, not a curated record